AUGGAGGAGCUAAGCCGUGCCCUGCAGCGGGCAGGCAGGAUGAACGCGAGCUGGGCGGACCUGGUCCCUGCGCCUCAGUGGGACGCCGCCGACCUCCUCUUCACCUACACACUCCCCACCUCCAUCGCGCUCAUCGUCCUGUACGCCGCCAUCUUCCUGGUCGGGUUCGCGGGGAACGUCGUGGUGCUGGCGCUGCUGAUGAAGAGACGCCGCAUGGACAAGGUGGCUAACGCCUUCAUGCUGAACCUGGCAGUCUGUGACCUGCUGGUGAUCUGCCUGUGCGUGCCGAUCAACCUGGGCAUGGAGGUGUACCAGAGUUACGUGUACGGCCCGGUGCUGUGUAAGUCCCUGCCGUACGUCCAGGCUGUUGUUGUCUCCACCAGUGUGCUGACUCUCACCGUGGUCAGCCUGGACCGAUACAUGGCCAUCUGCUACCCGCUACGUGCCAAGGUGCUGUCCACCAAGAGCCGCGUGCGUCGCGCCGUGCUGGCCACCUGGCUGUUCUCGGCUGUCAUCAUGCUGCCCAUCGCCAUCUUCAGCGAGAUAGAGGUCAAGAACAUCAUCUACCCCGUGCAGGUGGACGUGGUGCUGUGCUCGGAGAAGUGGCCGUCCGCCGCGGGACAGAAGGGGUACGACCUGACUCUGUUCGCGGUGCUCCUGGCACUCCCGCUCGGCACCAUGUGCGUCACCUACGGCAAGAUCGCCCACAAGCUCUGGCGCCGGGACACCGUGUUCCAGAAGAAACCAGGCUCUCACUGCCGGAUGAACUCUAAGAACGACGUGAUGCUGGGCCGGCGGAGGGUGGUGACGGUGUUCAUGGCCCUCACGGCGUUCUUCGCGCUCUCCUGGCUCCCGUACUUCAGCCUGAUGAUCUGGCUCGACUUCCAGGAGGAUCCCAUGUCCAAGGUGGACGCUGGUGGGGUGUUCCCGUUCCUGCAGUGUCUGGGCAUCGCGAACUCCGCCAUAGACCCGGUCUGCUACUGCAUCAGCGACCGGACCGUGCGCAAGUUCAUCCGCUCGCUCCGGGAGUGCCACAACGCCGCCAAGGAAUCGGCCGGGGCCCGCGCGGGCAGGCAGCUGCGGCCCGGCUCCUGCCGGAACGGACGCCCCGGGAAAGUCGGGCAGGAGUCGGUGAAGUCGUGCCGGGCUUCCCUGGGCGAGAACGGACGAGUCGUCACCAUGUCAGUCAGCAACAACAGCCCGAAGAAGGGACAAGAAGUGUAG
Messenger RNA from Branchiostoma belcheri (Belcher's lancelet), 1224 nucleotides. RefSeq names its product gastrin/cholecystokinin type B receptor-like. Lineage: Eukaryota; Metazoa; Chordata; Leptocardii; Amphioxiformes; Branchiostomatidae. The record is from RefSeq and is a predicted model, not a curated record. The coding region runs from base 1 to 1224 and encodes 407 amino acids. Gene Ontology annotation, molecular function: neuropeptide receptor activity. Gene Ontology annotation, biological process: neuropeptide signaling pathway. The transcript has 6 exons. Gene Ontology annotation, cellular component: membrane.